Messenger RNA from Melopsittacus undulatus (budgerigar), 3707 nucleotides. It is a transcript of the gene RNF25, whose product is annotated as ring finger protein 25. Gene Ontology annotation, molecular function: ubiquitin protein ligase activity; protein binding. Lineage: Eukaryota; Metazoa; Chordata; Aves; Psittaciformes; Psittaculidae. The transcript is spliced from 10 exons. Gene Ontology annotation, biological process: protein ubiquitination. The record is from RefSeq and is a predicted model, not a curated record. Bases 10 to 1515 code for a protein of 501 amino acids. Gene Ontology annotation, cellular component: nucleus.
CGCCGCAAGAUGGCGGCGGCCGGUGAGGAGACGGAGGCGACGGACUGGGCGCUGCCGCCGGAGGUGGAGGUGUUGGAGUCCAUCUACCUGGAGGAGCUGCGGGUAGUGCGCGGGCAAGACAGGUGCGAGGCCUGGGAGCUCAGCAUCACCCUGCAUCCCGCCACCGCGCAGGACCAGGACUCCCAGUAUGUCCGUUUCACGCUGGUGCUCGCUGUGCCCCCACAGUAUCCUAACAAAGCUCCAGAAAUCUCAAUCAAGAACCCACGGGGUCUGUCAGAUGAGCAAAUUCAAAAAAUUUUCCAGACCCUCAGAGGCAUUGCUGAAGCCAGGCUCGGGACAGAGGUGCUCUAUGAACUGAUUGAGAAGGGGAAGGAAAUUCUUACUGACAACAACAUUCCUCAUGGCCAGUGUGUGAUCUGUCUCUAUGGAUUCCAGGAGAGAGAAGCCUUCACAAAGACCCAAUGCUACCACUACUUCCAUUCCCACUGCCUGGCCCGCUAUGCCCAGCACAUGGAGGAAGAGAUCCUUAUGCUGCAGGAAGAGAGAGAGCAGCACCUGGCACUAUCCCCCAAACAGGAAGUCUGCGUGCAAUGCCCUGUGUGCCGGGAGACCCUGAUCUAUGAUCUCAGUGCUCUGAAGGCAGCACCACCACCACAGCACCCGCUGGAGCCAUACAGGCCCGAUGCCAAGACACUACAGCACAAGGAAGAACUGCGCUUAAUUUUCAAGAGACAGCAAGAGAAAGGGGGCAUCAUUGACCCUGAAGCAGAGAGAAACCGUUACUUCAUCAGCCUCCAGGCGCCUCCAGCUGCUGUCAAUGCAGGCCAAGCAUGUGCUGCCCCUGAGCUGCCAGUGAGUGCAAGCACUGUGGAUGUGCCCCAGCCACCCAGCCACGCCUCUGCUACAGAGCCAGCUGUGGUACCAGAGGGCAGGGCAGAACCCAGGCGGCCUGGGAAGCCUGCUGUGCCCAGAGAGCAACAAAGCAAGAGGGAGAGGCACAGAGGGGAGAGGCCGGGCCCCAGAGGCCAGGGGAGGCAGUCAUGCAGUGGUGCGCAGGAACCAACAGAAGAAGCAGGUCAUUCGCUCCAUGGCUCCAGGGGGCCCAGGAGCUUCAGCCACAGACCAGAGCGGCGACCUAGUGGGAAGCACAGCCAGGAGUUAACAAAGUCUCACAGCAGAAGCAGGGCUGCUGCCUUGGGUGAAAGAAAGGAAUCAUGCCCUGAAGGCCCCUCACCAGUAGCAGAGGCAGUGGACUUGAAAGAAGAGCACCAUGAUGCAGAAAGGUGGACCCCAGAGGAGGGGACCGAGGCCCGGGCCAGGGAAAAGAAGAAACUGGUGUUCGACCACAGAGCAGCUCCCAGCUGGCAGGGCCACCACAGGUCCUGGGAUUGUGGGAGGUGGGAGAGGUCCAGAACCCAGGAGCAUGGUUCCUACCCCAGAGUGCCAAGAGGACAAGGGACAUUCAGGCCCAGUGGACGACAAGCAUCCCAUCUUGAGAAGGAGAGUGGCUCCUAGCAGUAGUGGUGAGGAACUGGGCCUUGGGGGUGGGGGCAGUAUUUCUGGAAAGAACAGUGAAGUUUUGGUGGAGCAGUAACAAGCAGACACUAUACUUCCUGGGACAAGGAAGAGGCAGUUAGCAUAUGGUACAGCUUGGGACAGGCAGUGUCCCUAUGGUAUGUGCAGAGUGAAGCAUCCUGGCAUGAGCUGUCACCAGCACUGGAGAAGUUGAAUCCUGACAAAUUGUAUCAGCCUUGGUCUUGGAGGACCCAGGGGACAGAGGAAGCCUUGACUAUGUGCAGCCAUUAUCCCUGUAUGUGAGCUGUCUAGAAACAUGCUACAGAUCAAAUGUGCUAAGCCCAGCUCAAUGCCACAGCAGAGCCAGAGUUGUGGCAGGACCUUCCCUGGAAGCCUGAGUCCCAGCAGAGGUGCAGUGGUGCCAAGUGAUAAACUGUGCCAGGGCAGCAGCCUGGAGCUCAGCUUUCUGUGUCCCUCAUUCCUUCCUAGAGCACCUUCUGAGCUGCUGUCCCUUGGUGAUAGUGUCGCUUCUUCAGCAGCCAGACUGCUGUUCAGCUGCUUUUGUGCAGGCAGAAGCUGAUGGGAGAGACCCGGGAAGAGCCCUCUGCUUUGCAACCUCUCUGUUGGGAUCCCCCUCUAAUGCCAGGCUGCUCUUGGAGCUCAUCAUAGUUUAGAGCGAAGAUGUGCCACGUUUUGGAUGCUUCUUCAUCUUCAAGCUGACCCUGCUUCAAAGAAAUGGGGAUUUGCUGUCUAAACUUGGUGCAGUUCCUUCUGCUGCACAGAUUUCAACAAUGUCAGACUCCAGAGCUGUGACAGGCAAUCCCAAGCCUCUUUAAGUGGGACACUGCUAUUAAAUUCUGUUUCUUCUUUUCCAGAGCCUGCUCCCUUUGUUUUCCCUGCCCUCUCUCCCUCCUGGUCUUUGCUGUUCAGAGCAAAGGUGUGAUCUUUGGUGUUGCUCACUGCCCUCCCUGCUGCCUACACCUGGGGCCAGGGCAGGGACCUUCCCCUGGGACUCCUGGGUGACUGGAGGUCUGCAUGGUCUCUGCUUUGCCUGGCUCGCUGUAAGCUCUCUGGCUCACAGUACUGAUUCCUUCAGUUGUUUGUGCCUUGUGCCCCCACCACUCUUGGCCAUACGUGGGUUGUUACUGUCUUCUUCCUCCUGCUGAGUGCAAAAUUGGCCAUGCUACAAUGUGUGUGCCGGUGCUUUGGGUGAGAUCCCUGGGAAACCAAGGGCAGAUGCCAGCUGGGAGGGCAUUUGCCUGGCUGAUCCUUUGGCACAUAAAGGGUGCACAAUGGCAUCCUUGGAUGGGUCUUCCUCACCCUGCCCUGUUCUCCACACCUGGCCUUGUCCUUGUGCUGCUGCUCAAGAACCUUCUGUGCUUAAAUUUCCAGCACUAGCCUCUCUUCAACCCUGGUGCUCUAAAAGCAUUAUUUUUUAAUUCCCCUCCUUGUCCUGAGCCUACACUGCUUGUCCUGGGCUUGGGGAUCUCAGCACCAGAUGUGCCCUGCUGGAAACAAGGACUGAGCCCUCACUCCUUGAAGAGAGCCUUGAUUUUGCUUCAGUGCUCACUCUGUCCUUGUUUCUCCUGGUUUCUGGGUGAGUGCCCUGUCCACACUUGGGUGAAAAGGUGUCAACUUUAUCUGAUGUUGGUACUUGUGCUGCUCCCUCCUGCCUUCACCUGUGAAGAUGCUGUGCUCCAACAGAGGCGUACUGGAAGAAACAUGGAAGAUCUCUGCUCUUUGCUGAAACUCCUUGGCUUCCUCCAGUGAGCCAGCCUUACUCUCAGAAGGAAAGCUGCUGGUCCCAGUGUUUGGAGCAUGGGAAUUCUGCCUUGGAACUUAAGAGUGAACAAGGAUUUGGGUAACUUCAGUCAAAUGCCAGAGGGGAAAGGUUUUUUUUUCCCUCGGACUUAGGAAAGGCUUUCACCUUUCUGACUCACUGCUGUGAGCCUGGAGGAGAGGACAGUUUGCAAGAGUGCAUGGAAAUGAAUCUGGAUAAACAAGCCUUGGGGUUGGGCUGGAGGGGAGGAAUGGAGCCUGCACCCUGCCCUGGGACUUACUGCUUGGUGUCCACCUCUAUCACCCACCUACCUCACAGAGCUGCUGUGGGGCUUUGCUGAUGAAAGUAUAUGGGCCGGGCAGAAGUGCACGAGUGGCAUCUGUAGCACUACCACUAUUAAAAGCAAGCAGAG